This is a messenger RNA of Erigeron canadensis, 1624 nucleotides long. RefSeq names its product probable sodium/metabolite cotransporter BASS3, chloroplastic. Gene Ontology annotation, cellular component: membrane. The transcript has 5 exons. NCBI's taxonomy places the organism in Eukaryota, Viridiplantae, Streptophyta, Magnoliopsida, Asterales, Asteraceae. The record is from RefSeq and is a predicted model, not a curated record. The coding region runs from base 94 to 1359 and encodes 421 amino acids.
CAUCAUCAUCUACUUAUCAUCAUUUCCAUAGUCUUCAUUCUCCCCCAUAUCCCUGCCGGAAAAAAGAUUCAAUAUUUAUCACCGGCGACACAAAUGGCGUCAUCAAUUUCACACCUUUCAGUAUCCCCGCCACUAAUUUCACACUCAAACACCAUAAAACAUAAACCCCACAAAAUUUUCACAAACUUUAUGAAAAAUAACCCAAGAUUUCGUUCUCCGGCGAUCAAGAACGGCGCCGGCGGUGGUGCGGCGUCAGCUUUUGCGUGUUCUACGUCAUACCCUUUUAUUGGGAAAGUGGGGUUGCAUAGAAGAGAAGGAAAUUUCAAUAUGUUAUCUUAUGGUACAAACUAUAAUACAGGAUCAACGGUUGCCGUGAAAACUGACGUGUCACAGAUUUUAUCGGCGGCGUUGCCGUUUGUGGUGGCGGUUACGGCGGUUGCUGCGUUGUCUCAGCCUUUGACAUUCACUUGGGUGUCAAAGGAACUUUAUGCUCCAGCACUUGGUGGAAUCAUGUUAUCAAUUGGUAUUAAGCUUUCUAUUGAAGAUUUCAUGCUUGCUUUUAAAAGACCUUUACCGUUAACUUUGGGGUUUCUUGCUCAAUAUGUGUUGAAACCGGCUUUAGGGGUAUUUGUGGCACGAUCAUUUGGGAUGUCCCCCAUUUUCUAUGCCGGGUUUGUGUUAAUGUCGUGUGUUGCAGGAGCUCAGUUGUCUAGUUAUGCUAGUUUUUUGAGCAACGGGGAUGUAGCUUUGAGCAUUCUCUUAACGAGUUCAAGUACUAUUGCCUCUGUUCUUGUUACCCCUCUUUUAACCGGUCUUCUUAUUGGAUCAGUUGUCCCGGUGGAUGCUAUAGCAAUGUCUAAAUCAAUCUUGCAGGUUGUUCUUCUUCCAGUCACACUCGGCUUAGCACUUAAUACAUAUGCAAAACCAGUUGUAUCUAUUCUUCAACCCGUGAUGCCAUUUGUAGCUAUGUUUUGUACUUCAAUUUGUAUUGGCAGUCCGUUAGCUAUUAACCGUAGCCAAAUUCUGUCAACAGAAGGUCUGAAGUUGGUUUGGCCUGUAUUGACGUUUCAUGCAGUUGCAUUUACCUUCGGUUAUUGGAUUUCCAAACUUCCGUUCUGUAGGCAAGAGGAGGAAGUAAGCAGAACGAUUUCACUAUGCACAGGAAUGCAGAGCUCGACAUUGGCAGGACUCCUUGCAACCCAAUUCCUGGGAAGUAGCCAAGCAGUUCCACCUGCAUGUUCAGUGGUCGCAAUGGCAAUAAUGGGACUCUGCCUGGCUUCUUUUUGGGGCAAUGGUUUUCGAAUCAGAGACUUACCGUAUGUUUUCAUCCGACAAACCGAUUCAACCGUUAGCCAAUGAAUAAAAUGAUGUUCUUGGUUAGCAAUUUUUAGUCAAUUAUUGGGUAGAGCUAAAUACGUUAUAGGCAGUGUAGUGUAGCAACUAAAUACAAGUCAAAAUAGUUUUUACAUGAUAGAUGACUUAAGAUAAACGCUAAUACAUGGGUAUCUAGUAAAUGUUGGCUUUUUGGGUUUCAAAGGCACACUUGCUCCGUGCGUUGACACGAAUUCUUUGAUGUAAUUUGUAUAUUGUCUACUUAUAGAAUUAGUUUAAAGUGUUGUGCCUC